Molecule: messenger RNA, 2007 nt
Organism: Mizuhopecten yessoensis (Yesso scallop)
Lineage: Eukaryota; Metazoa; Mollusca; Bivalvia; Pectinida; Pectinidae
Product: inactive Ufm1-specific protease 1-like
Exons: 5
Coding region: 1-720 (239 amino acids)
Source: RefSeq, a predicted model, not a curated record
AUGGAUGGGCCAGCCCUCUCGCCGGAUCUAAAUCCCAUCGAGCAUGUGUGGGACAUGCUUCAGAAAGCUCUCUCUGCCAGAAAUGUUCAGCCAAUAACGCUCCAGGAGCUGGAAACAGCUUUGGUAGCUGAGUGGAACGCUAUCCCACAAAACCGGAUACGCGAUCUCAUUCGGGGCAUGCGCAGACGUUGUGAAGCUGGCUGGGGAUGCGGAUACAGGCCUCUGCAGACGAUGUGUGCUUGGGUAAUUCACCAGCGAACACGCACGGACGAUAAAACAUCAGUGGUACCAUCUCUAAAGAACAUACAGGAAGCUCUGGUUGCUAUGGGAGACAAAGCGGCGUCUUUUGUGGGUUCUAGAGAAUGGAUAGGCAGCUUUGAAGUCUCGAUAUGUAUGGAUUAUUUAUUGGAGGUGCCCUGUAAGAUAAUACACGUCACUUCCGGUGCGUUGCUAUAUGACCAUAUAGAGGCAUUGAAGAAGCAUUUCGAGAUUGUUGGAGCUCCAGUAAUGAUGGGCGGAGACGGCGACAACGCGUCUAAAGGUAUCCUGGGUGUAUGCUGUGACCCGCCAUCGCUACUCAUCCUGGACCCCCACCAGUACGGCAAGGUCACGUCCCUGACCGACCUGUAUGACCGCGGCGUGGUGUCAUGGCGCCCUCUGACAACCUUCGUGAAAGACUCAUUUUAUAACCUAUGCCUGCCACAGUACCCACAUUCGUGACGUAUUGUCACAUGACGUUGUGUUCACGACUGGGUGACGUUCUUCACCGGUGAAGAUGCCCAUAAAGUCACUUGAAAUUGUUUCGCUCACGGCAAUGUACAAGUGUAAUUGUACGAUGUUGCUGUCUGACCAAACUAAAUGUUAAAAUGUGAAAUACUCUUUAAAAACAACACGUGACUCAUGUUUAAACUAAAAGUGAAAAAGCUCGAAUAAAGGAAGUCACGUACCGUGCAAUAACUGUUAUAAUAACAUGCUAAAAAAGUGAAUAUUGUGAUCUUAAAAAGACGUAUAUAAGUGUCAACGUUUUUGUUAUAUUAUUGUUCUGUUAGCUUGUUUAAUCGUUUUAAUAUACAAUCAUAAAAAUAUCUCUAUGUAAUUUACUCUCGUUAAAAACGAGUUGCUAAAUUUACUCUAUUCUUGCUUUUGUCUUGACUUUGCUGUCCAAGUAGCUAGGCUUUCAUCAGUCGUAUGCUACAUAUAGUCCGAAAACUUAAACACCCGUGCAGACUUAAUCCCUCGGCAGUUUCUGCAAGGGUAGAGUUUGGACUGAGCUAACCCCACAACGUUGUUAUCACCCCGAGACUUAAAUACCAACGACACUGACAAUAUUCCAAUGGUUCGUGAUAGGUUUUUAGAACUUUUAGAACAUUCAGAUGGAAAAGGUUUCAAAAGCACCUAGUUUUGCUAUGGUGUCUUAAAUAUUUGCGAAGAACACAUAAAUAUAAAUCACUUGGAGGUUCGUGAGACUUUGGUUGUUGAUUCUAAACUGCUCGUGCCAGUGUUAGUUAGAGAACUAGCAUGUGGUUGUGGUAUUUAGCAUGAUUCUGGUUCCUUUAGACAUGGCCUAUUUCCCUUGGCGCCUUGGUGGGUUUUUAAAGUUUUGUCCUCGGUGUUUCAGCAUUUAAACCUGUCUUGAGUUUUCCUUCUUCAUUUUUUCUCAAAAUUUCUUAAAAUUUGGUAGGCCUUAUUGACCUUGCAUGACUGUGAUCCUGUUCGGAACUACGAUUUAGCGAAUGUUGAAUUAUUGCUCUAUGUUUAUCAACGGACGUAUUUUGUAUCCAUUUAUGGUGCUCUUAUAAGCCAUGUCUAUGUUACUGAAACACAAUUUCUUGUUUGAUACAUUACACUUAGUAAUUUUCUCUACACCACACGUACUGUGAACACAUUAUUGCGUAUGGUGUAGUGUAAAUUAGCAAUGUAUUUCAUACCAAGGUAUUUAACAAGUUAUUUUUUAACAGGUGAUCGAGAAGGGAAACCAAUAAAAUAUAAACGUGACAUUUUUGCUAA